CUGGAGAGAGGGCGAGACGGCUCACGUGACCCAGCAAGAUGGCGACCACAAUGUAGAAUGGAUGCGAAUGAUUUAAACUAAGUGGAUCCGUUUUGCUGGAAAUUUGGAUCUGCUGGUUAAUUGUUUAUCUUCAUCAUAUCACAGAAUCAAGAUGGCCCUAAAUGUCUUUGAUCAUGAUGAAUACAGGCCACCCGUGUGGAAGUCUUACUUGUACCAGCUCCAGCAGGAGGCACCUCACCCACGCAGACUCACCUGCACCUGUGAGGUGGACAACCGACCUAAAUACUAUGGAAGAGAGUACCACGGGAUGAUCUCCAGAGAAGAGGCCGACCAGUUACUGAGUCAGGCCGAAGGCAGCUACCUCAUCAGAGAGAGUCAGAGGCAGCCGGGAACAUACACACUGGCUCUACGGUUUGGGAACCAGACGAGAAACUUCCGUCUCUACCAUGACGGGAAGCACUUUGUUGGAGAGAAGAGGUUCGAGUCCAUCCACGACCUGGUCACAGACGGCCUCAUCACACUCUACAUUGAGACAAAGGCAGCGGAGUACAUCGCCAAGAUGACCAUAAACCCCAUCUAUGAACAUGUGGGCUACACCACCCUGAACCAGGAGCCCACCCUGAAAAAACACCUACCGCUCAGCCCAGAGGCCCCGGACGGACCCGCUCCAGCCAAAGAAGACCGUAAUGCAGAGGAGAGGCUCACAUCGCUGGUGCGGCGGGCCACCCUGAGGGAGAGCGACUUGGCGCCCAAGUACGAGAAGGUCCACAACUUCAAGGUGCAUACAUUCAGAGGCCCCCACUGGUGUGAGUACUGUGCCAACUUCAUGUGGGGUCUCAUCGCUCAGGGAGUGAAGUGUGCAGACUGUGGGUUGAACGUCCAUAAGCAGUGCUCCAAAGUCGUGCCGAACGACUGCCAGCCAGACCUGCGGCAUGUCAAGAAGGUGUACAGCUGCGACCUCACCACGCUGGUCAAAGCACACAACACCAAGAGACCCAUGGUGGUCGACAUGUGCAUUCAGGAACUUGAGGCUAGAGGUCUUCAGUCAGAGGGUUUGUACAGAAUAUCAGGCUUCAGUGAGCUGAUUGAAGAUGUCAAGCUGGCCUUUGACAGAGACGGAGAGAAGGCUGAUAUUUCCUCGAAUGCUUAUGAGGACAUCAACAUCAUCACCGGAGCCCUCAAACUCUACUUCAGAGAGCUGCCUAUUCCCCUCAUCACAUACGAUGCCUACCCACGCUUCAUAGAGACUGCAAAGAUUACAGACACAGAAAAACGUCUGGAGUCUCUCCACGAGGCCUUGAAGCUGCUGCCGCCAGCUCACUGCGAGACGCUGCGAUACCUCAUGGCUCAUCUCAAGAGAGUGACCCAGCUCGAGAAGGAGAACCUCAUGUCCAGCGAGAACCUGGGCAUCGUCUUCGGCCCGACGCUGAUGAGGGCCCCCGAGCUGGACGCCAUGACGGCGCUGAACGACAUCCGAUACCAGAGACUUGUGGUGGAAACGCUCAUUACCAACGAAGACGUGUUGUUCUAAGAGGACGGGAAGGAAAGGACUGGGGAGAGGAAGGACAGACAGGUUGGGAAGAUGCUUGUAUGUUUUGUCCUCCUGUGAAAAGACGGAAGAAAAAGUGACUUUUUGGAAGAAAAUGAAGAAGAACCAUGCAAGACACCUGGAGCAUUGCCAGAGAGGACAAAAAGUACACCACCUGUUUUUGUGAGGAGUGGAUGGAAGGAACAAUGAAGGAUUCAAAUAUUUGCAAAGAAGGAACUAUUACAAAAAAGAAAACAUAGUGGAGACAAAUAGAUGGAUGGAUGCAGUGGUUUCCCUACAUUUUAAAUGGAAGACAUUAGUGAAACAUUUGUCAAACUUCCACAGAAGAUAAAAAUGUGUCAAGUUACGAAACAAGAAUCAAUUACUGGAACACUAAAUACUUGGAAUGACAAUUUUCUUGCCUUGUUUAAUAGAAAUAAACAAUUAUCUGUUUUAGCGAGCUGGGAGAAAAGAGAAAUAUGUUCUGUAUCGUAAGGAAAACUUCAUAGUAGCGUUGCAACAACAUUAUUUUAUCUAUGUGGGGGAAACACUGUGUGAUCCAUCUGUGUGUUAAUAUCUUCUCUUUCUUAAAUGGAUGCCUUGGCAGUUUCUAUUUUUCUUCAGCAAAAAAAAAAAAAUCAGCUCCCUAUAAAAACGAAGUGGUCAUGAAUGGUUUCAGUGAAAAUG
Messenger RNA from Chelmon rostratus (copperband butterflyfish), 2215 nucleotides. RefSeq names its product N-chimaerin. The record is from RefSeq and is a predicted model, not a curated record. NCBI's taxonomy places the organism in Eukaryota, Metazoa, Chordata, Actinopteri, Chaetodontiformes, Chaetodontidae. Gene Ontology annotation, biological process: positive regulation of GTPase activity; regulation of small GTPase mediated signal transduction; signal transduction. The transcript has 15 exons. Gene Ontology annotation, molecular function: GTPase activator activity. Bases 152 to 1531 code for a protein of 459 amino acids.